GAGUGGACGCCAUCCACAAUAUGGUGUCUUCAAAUGUGAAAUGUGAAGGUUUUUUGUUUUUAUGAUGUAGUGGAUCGUUUCUGGUGCAGCGCCACAUGUUCAGAUGGAUGCGCUUCAGAAACCAACCUUGAAUGGAGGCUACGGGACACGUGUUUCUCCGAAAACCCGAAUUACUGCACCCAAGUUGACGUUAACGCUAGCUGUUUUUAUUUUUAAGUAUCGCUAAACGCACUAAAUCUAGCCUUGACUGACUUGCACGAACUAUCACCUUUUUGCUUGGGGGCAUCACAUUAUUCCACCGGCAGUUUCUGGUCCAGUACUUGAGGACAGAGACAUCCCAGAAGUUUGCCUUGCCCCCUCCUCAUGUCCGAGGACUCAAGCAGUGAUGAAGACUGGCGUACACCCACAAAAAGGCAUGUGGAUGAUGCAGCACACCGAGCAGCAAAAUGUUGGGAAUGUGGCAAAAAAUUCUACAAAAUAACAAACCUGAUGUCGCACUAUAAAAGCCACGAUAUUGAGGCUACCUGCCACAUCUGUGAGGUUACAUUCCGACGCCUGACGUCACUCUCCACGCACCUGGAUAAUGCACACUCGCCACCUUUCUGUAAAAAAUGCCAUCAGUAUUUCAGUAACGGCUGGGACUUGAACAAGCACGCAGAGGCACAUUGCAUUGGCGCCGUGCCUUUUCAAGAAGCUCCCUCUCCCGUUCCUGUGGCCAUAUAUCAGACUCAGAAUAAUGACAACUUUCCUGAUGAUGUCACUGCACAGGGACUGAUGUGUGAUCCAGUGUCAGAUAUGAGGCCUCAACAGAGAAGUGCGAUGAUGCCUGACACAACUGAGACACCUGAAAACAGUGUUGAGUAUAUUAUUGGUGAAGAUGAUAGAGAUAUGGAUAUGGACACGGACAGUAAUUGUGAGAAAUCCGAUGAUUCAACGAGCAGUGAGUCUGAUGAUGAAGUUAAGACGCGCUCUAAACCUGCAGACUUGUGUGCAAAUGAUCCAGAAUCAGAUGACGGCUCAAGUUCCACUGAUUGUUCCAGUGACUCUUCUAAUAGUCCACACUCUAAAAACUCCCCUGCAGCCCUGCCUGCUGUUAUUAGUACAAUGUGUGAUGCGUGUGGUAGAGGGCCAUUUAGGUCAAUGAAGCUCCAUUUGCUGCACUGUAGUGGUGUGAGGGUAAAAUAUCAGUGUACAGUGUGCAAGGGCGUCUUUGUAACUGAAUCGUCCCUUAAAGAACACUACAUGCCUUUGUUUUCCUGUGAAGUCUGCGGCCAAGUUUUCCCUCGUGAGAACUCGUACCGUCAACACCAGUGUCCAAAGGGGAAAAAAUCGCCUCUGGCUCUCUUUUGUACUGAGUCAAUGCCGCAUGCAUGCAACAUAUGCAAAUCCUUUUUCACUACGGACAAAACUUUGUUUAACCAUGUCGCCAGAGUUCACACGUCAGUGGUCAGCACCAAGGUGUGCAUUAUCACCAACCCAUCAGCGCUGACUGAUAAAAAGGUUUCAGCAGGUGUUCCUGGCUCAGCAGCCCAGUCAGCCAUCAGCAGUCCAAGUACAGUCAACCAGGCCAUGAAUGGAAAGCUGUGUGUGAGACCCCCUUCCACUAUGUGCAUGGCGCCCUCUGCUGGUAGAGGCGGCACCAACCAGCCUGUAACCCGUCUGUCUGCGUCCUUAUUAGGCCCUCCUGGUGCCACGGACACAGCUCCAAGCCCUGCAGCCUCUGACCUCAUCACCCCACCAACGCCAACGAUCAUGGCCAUGUUUGAGAACGACAGCAAGGACGCGGCGUUGGUGAAACGUAUGAAGACAGGCUGGCGCUCUAAAGCCCCUUACCCCUGCAGGCAUUGUGGGGCCAUUUUGCGGCAGCCGUCCCUCAUCAUCAUCCACCGCUACCUCCACCGAGGACGCCGCUCGCACCAGUGCCAGUGCGGCAGAACUUUUAAGCACCGGCUGCACCUGCUGCGACACUGCGUCCAGCACGCGGAGACUGUUAGUUACAUCUGUGUGAGCUGCGGGGAAACUUUCACCGGAGCGAAACUCUUAGCUGAACACAUGAAGGGCAAGUCACGAAUUAAAUCGCGUUCUGGACGAACGUGGAAACAUAAAGUGAAGAAAAAGUGCAGAAUGCGCUUCACAUGCGACUGUGGACAGCUCUUUGUGAGGCCUUCGGCUUACAUUUGGCACCAACUUAAAAACUGGACAAAAACUAAACGAUUGAAGAAGCCCUUGGAAUGACGAAGCACAUCUGUAAUCCAUGCUGGCUUCUAGCUAUUCUUUGUUUUACUUUAUGUUCCACGCUUUAAAACAAGGUUUAAGGAGCAGUGUGUAGGCUUCAGGGGGGAUCUAUUGGCUGAAAUGGAAUAUAAUAUUCAUAGCUAUGUUUUUAUUUGUGUAAAAUCACGUGAAACAAAGAAUAAUAUUCUUGUUAGCUUGCCCUUUAUAUCUUGUGGAGUAUGUCUUCUUCCCAUCUUAUUGCACCACGUGUUUCUACAGCCUGACGUUACCUAAAGGCCACUGUGGAUUCUCUGACAUGCUUGGAAAGGGAGGGGUGAGCUCAGGAGGGUUUAGUUGGGUGUAACUCCCUGCUAGAUGCCACUAAAUCCUGCACACUGCUCCUUUAAAUCAAAAGGGAUCUUUUCUUCCUGACCUGAGCUACUUUGUUUCAUUUCUUUAGGACAAAGUCGAAGCAAAAUCACGUACACGUUCAUUCUAAAUGGCUUUUAAUCAUAAGCAUGUCCUGGAUGGUUGUUAACAUGUUUUUUUUACCACCGUGCAAAUGAUACAUAGUAAACAAUGUUGGAACAAGUUCCUCAAAAGUUCUUUUGACAACACAUUGGAUUACAAAUUAACCCACAAGGAACUUUUUUUUAAAAACACAUCAAAACUCCAGUUUAUUCUCCAGAGAGAGUUAAUCCAGUUUGCUAUAUAUUUUAUUCUCACAAAGUGCAUUCUUAACAGCGAGGUUUGUGUUGAGUCCUUGUUUUUCAGAUUUGUUUUCGCUACAGCUGAUUCAAAUGUUUUGCUCCUGUGAGACAUUGUAGAGGUCUUGGUAUUCAGGUUAAAAAUAGCAUAUGACGAUUUUAUAGUUGUUAUAUAAUCUUAAUGAUUUUAAUGUUCACGUCCUCAAUAUGAUCAUGUUUGCUUUGUUCAAGUCCACUAGAUGGAGCUGUCGGGUUGCUAAAAGACAACUUGCCCUGUUCCAUUGUUUCAGAGCAGGUGUAAACUGAUGAUUACAACCUUAAAGCUGCACAUGAAUCUAUGAGUUUCAUCCUAUAAACUUCCAAUUUUUUUCCUUUUCAGUUCAAAAUAAAGGUUUCUUCUAAAGAGUCUUGAAUUGA
This is a messenger RNA of Centropristis striata (black sea bass), 3338 nucleotides long. RefSeq names its product zinc finger protein 62 homolog. Lineage: Eukaryota; Metazoa; Chordata; Actinopteri; Perciformes; Serranidae. The record is from RefSeq and is a predicted model, not a curated record. Gene Ontology annotation, molecular function: DNA-binding transcription activator activity, RNA polymerase II-specific; RNA polymerase II cis-regulatory region sequence-specific DNA binding. The coding region runs from base 364 to 2235 and encodes 623 amino acids. The transcript is spliced from 2 exons. Gene Ontology annotation, cellular component: nucleus. Gene Ontology annotation, biological process: regulation of transcription by RNA polymerase II.